Molecule: messenger RNA, 4573 nt
Organism: Diorhabda sublineata
Lineage: Eukaryota; Metazoa; Arthropoda; Insecta; Coleoptera; Chrysomelidae
Gene: Cnot4
Product: GATA zinc finger domain-containing protein 14
Exons: 14
Coding region: 175-2811 (878 amino acids)
Biological process (GO): protein ubiquitination
Cellular component (GO): CCR4-NOT complex
Molecular function (GO): ubiquitin-protein transferase activity; RNA binding; metal ion binding
Source: RefSeq, a predicted model, not a curated record
GAGUUAUUUGUAAGUAAACGUAAAAUAUAGUUAUUUAUUAGUGUCAAUUAAUAAGAGAAAACACUUGAAGACUUUCGAGUUGUUGCAUAAAAUAGUAACUAAAAAUUUUUUGUGUUGGAGCAGGGAAACUAAACUUUUUAACUUCAAACAGUAAUCACUGCUGAAACUAUCGAGAUGUCAGUAUUAAAUCAAAGUGGUGAGGAGCAGGUGGAGUGUCCUCUUUGUAUGGAACCACUCGAGGUUGAUGAUCUUACAUUCUUUCCCUGUACCUGUGGUUAUCAGAUAUGUCGUUUUUGCUGGCAUCGUAUUAGAACAGAUGAAAAUGGACUGUGUCCAGCUUGUCGUAAGGCUUACUCCGAGGAUCCGGCUGAUUUCAUCCCUUUGUCCCAGGAGCAGAUGGCUAAGCUAAAAGCUGAAAAACGUCAACGUGACCAACAACGUAAAGCAAAGCUUACUGAAAGCAGGAAGCAUUUGGCUAGUGUUAGAGUAGUGCAACGGAACUUGGUCUUUGUCGUUGGGCUACCAAUGAGAUUGGCGGAUCCGGAGGUCCUUAAAAGGCAUGAGUAUUUCGGUAAAUUUGGGAAAAUACAUAAGGUGGUAAUAAACCAAUCGACUUCGUACGCUGGCUCGCAAGGGCCCAGUGCAAGUGCCUAUGUAACCUACAUGAAAAGUGAUGACGCUUUAAGGGCCAUUCAAAGUGUCAAUAAUAUUACUAUAGACGGUAGAGUGAUAAAAUCAAGUUUAGGUACUACGAAAUAUUGUUCCCAUUUUAUGAAAAAUCAAACUUGUCCCAAGCCAGAUUGUAUGUACCUUCAUGAUUUUGGUGAUCCUGAGGCCAGUUUCACCAAGGAGCAGAUGCACGCCGGUAAACAUCAGGAAUAUGAAAAGAAAUUACACGAAAACCUACUUUUACGUACCGCCAACAAUAACAACAGCGAAAAUUCUAAACCUUCUUUACCUAUACCCACAACGAACUCGACAGUUAAAUCAUCUUCCAAAGAUAACACUGCGCUAUCGAGCAGUGUUAGUAGCAGUAGUAGUACAACUUCGAAUAGUAGUGGAACGAAUAAAGAAAAUUGGCCACACCUGAAUACGGAAAAGGAAAAAAAGGACAAAGAAAAAGGCAAAAAAAGUAAGGGAAAAGGUGAAACUAGUGCUAGGAAAGGAGAUAGGAAAGAGGCGUUUAGUAGUGGUAAAAGUGAUAGUGGAUUUAGAACGGAAGUAAAACAGGAUAAACCUUCAUCGCCGCACCUAAGUGAACAGACGGCAACACCUUCACCGCCGACGUUACUGGAGCCCCAAAUAUCGUUUUCCAAACUGCCCGCAUCCAUAAUAGACGAUAAUACUAGUUUCUUUUCUAUAAAUUCCUUCCAGAAAUUAUCCCACACCAGUAAUAGUGAAUCUGAUCAAAAUUCAGUGCCGGAACAAGCAACUGAAUCGGAAAGCGAAACUCAUCCAUCUAGUAUAUUAACGGACACAUUGCCAAAUAUAAAUACAACUGAAGAUUGGGCGGCGGCAUUUGGUUUCUCUAGAAAUUCGGAAAAUAAUUUAGAAAAAUUAGAAGAAAAAGAUGUAUUAGAUCCGUUCAGAAAAAGUUUCGGCGUAAUAAACGAUACAGCAUUCAGUAAAGGAGUCGAGUCCUACAACAACGGCCUUUAUGAAAUAUCGCCGAAAAUUCAAGAAAACAUUCUGGAAAUGCUUUCAGGCAAAACACCCGCUACUUUCCCAAGCUAUAAAACGUCUCCAUCACAACCUUCAGUUCCUCCGGCCCACACGCACAACGGUAUUAACGGAUUAGAUCAAAAUAUGUCAAAGUUCUUCAUGGAUUUCCAUAAAAAUAAUAAAGAUGUAGGUACAGCGGGUCAACAGCAUCAGUUUAACGGUUUCAACGGCGUCCAUCAAGGAAUUCAAGGAUAUUUUUCUGGAAUCCAAAACAGUUCGGAUAGAGUUAUGUUAUUACAACAGAAACAUUUAGAAGAACAACUAUUGAAUCUUAGUUUAAAACAAAGGUAUGGUAGUAAUUCAAAUUCGGUAUAUCAAAACGGUGUGAAUCCACCAAUAUAUAUGAACGAAGAUAACGGAGGAUUCGGAAACGUACACCCGCCAUUAUUUAAUAGUUCAUCAAAUAUUAAACAGAAUAAUAGAAGUACGGAAGACGAAUUAGGAUUUGAUCCUUUCCAAGAAACACAGAAAGCGUUUGCGGAUUUAAUGGCCACCGAACAGAAUCAAAAAUCACACAAUAGUAAUAUAGGUCGUAGUCAAAUUAACGGGGUAAAUCUCAAUCAGAACGGCCACGUGCCGCCUCCGCCUCCCGGUUUUGUCCAAACAAAUUCCUCACAUAUGAAUUCUUUCGGUAGUAAAAUUUUACCUUUCCUAAAUAUGUCUAAUAGUCAACAACAAAUAAAUAAUUCAACGCAAAAUAAUUGGCCUAGUAAUUAUAAUUCGCAACCGCAACAACAGAAAAAUAUAAGCAACUCGUGUAACGAUUGGAAGGUGUUAGAUCCGGCGAUCUUGUCCUCCAGCCGCCAUUAUCCCUUAGCGAAUAUGCCUCAACUUAGAGAUUAUACAAAUUUAUCACAAAUAGGUACACAACAACAGAUACAGAACGGGAGUGCGCCCCCAUUGCGAACAUACGAAUAUACAAAUAACGCAUUCUCCAAUUUUACGCAACAGUUACAGCCAAAUUUCAAUAAUUUCUCACAUAUGAAUUCACAACAGAAUCUGAAUUGGUUUAGCAACGAUUUAAAUUCACAAAUAUCCAGUCCACCGGGAUUCAGAAAUAACCCGGCGACCAAACAGCAAGAGUGUUAAGCGAUUUUUGUUUUGUUUUUUUUUUAUCAUGAAAAAAUAAUAAUAAUAAAACGCAACGUAUGGGUCUCAUUUUUAUUUCAAUUUUCAAACUGAACAGUGUCAAUUUUGAUCAUAGAUUCGUUGUGUUUAUUCCAUAAUAUUUUAAUAACUUUGAGGAUAACAGUUGAGGGUCGAAUAAAUUUUACCGAAAACCAACUUUACACUUUGAUCAGGUAUUAGGGUGGAAAUUAUAGUUGAAUUUCAAAAGGGAACCGUCAAUUGUUAUUACAGACUGUUUUUUUCCAAAAAAUAACCGUCAUUUAUCUUUAGAGAGUGUUGUCUUGUAAAAUAAACUGUCAUUUGUCUUUAGAGACUCUCUGUCUUCAAAAACAGACUGUCAUUUGUCAGUAAAGACUGUCGUCUUGAAAAAUAAACUGUCAUUUGUCUUUAGAGACUGUCGUCUUGAUAAAUAAACUGUCAUUUGUCUCUAGAGACUGUUGUAUUGAAAAAUAAACUGUCAUUUAUCUUUAGAGACUGUUGUCUUGUAAAAUAAACUGUCAUUUGUCUUUAGAGACUCUCUGUCUUCAAAAACAGACUGUCAUUUGUCUGUAAAGACUGUCGUCUUGAAAAAUAAACUGUCAUUUGUCUCUAGAGACUGUUGUAUUGAAAAAUAAACUGUCAUUUAUCUUUAGAGACUGUUGUCUUGUAAAAUAAACUGUCAUUUGUCUUUAGAGACUCUCUGUCUUCAAAAAAAGACUGUUAUUUGUCUUUAGAGACUGUUUCUGUUUCAAAAUCAAACAGACAUUGGUCCUUAGGGUACUGCUAAGUACUUUUAGUUGUCUGUAUAGAGAUGGGAAAGUGUCUGAUAAAAGUAACUGGACUUUGACUAUUAAAAAGAAUGCAACUGUGAUCAGAAUUAUAAAAAAAUUAACUAAAUAUUAAAAAAAACUGUUAUCUUUUAAAAUUAUUAAUACGUUAUUGAAUACACAAUUGAUUACAAAAAUUUUUCUGAAAAAGUUUCUAAAUCAGGAUAAACUUUGAGCGUUUUUGUGCAUAAAAUUAUUAUUCGACAUAUUUUAAUUAGUAAUAUAAUUUUGAAUUUCGUUUCCGAAGCAAUUUAUACAACAAAAAAAUAUUUUUCAAUUUAUGAAAGUAAAAUUUGGUAGUUCAAAUGUCUCGUACUCCAAAUGUAACGAAUUAGAUCUGUUACUACUAAACCAACAUCUCAAUUACAUAAUCUGGUCCUUCGAGCCGGAUAUUAAUCAGCUUCUAUGCUGUUCCUAAUUAAUUGGAACAAAUUAACUAUCAUUUUUCGAAAAAUUCAGAUUUUAAUUAUUUAUUAUAAUUUUGUCACUUGUCUCCCAAAUAAUGUAGUGUAGUUAAAAGUGCGUUCUUAUUAUUGGGUGUAGAAGUUCAGAUCGGGUAAAAGGAACAUACUUUUCAAUAGAGAAGGUGAAAUAGUGGAAAUAGAUUUUAAUUUUAUGCACAAAUAGAGAAAAUGUAUGUUAACAGAUUAUCGUAGUUGUAACUUAUAUGAUACGGGAAGAUUUAUUACCUGCGGUUAGUGCAAUACUUUUAAAAUUUUCGGGUAUUAGCUAAAAUAUAUUCGCGAGAAUCGCCCAUACCAAUUCAUUUAACAAUGUUUUAUUCGAAAAUUACUACAAAGCUUUAUUCUGUUGUAAAAUCGAAUUGUGAGUGUUUUGCCACAAACUACACACGAGGAAUGAAAACUAAUAUAAUUAUAUAUGACGUAAAAACAGCUAAAUAUAAUAUAUAAAUCGUA